Stomoxys calcitrans (stable fly) is the source of this 1726-nucleotide messenger RNA. RefSeq names its product cytochrome b-like. Gene Ontology annotation, cellular component: membrane. Gene Ontology annotation, molecular function: electron transfer activity. Lineage: Eukaryota; Metazoa; Arthropoda; Insecta; Diptera; Muscidae. The transcript has a single exon. The record is from RefSeq and is a predicted model, not a curated record. Gene Ontology annotation, biological process: mitochondrial electron transport, ubiquinol to cytochrome c.
AACUCUUUAUCAUUAAUCUCCAAAAUUAAUAUUUUAUAAUUAAACUAUUUCUUGUCUUGAUAUUAUACAAUGAAUUUUAAUAACUAUUAUAUUUAUUUUCAAUUUAAUUUUUAUAAAUAUUAAACAUCCACUUGCUAUAGGAUUAAUUUUAUUAAUUCAAACUACUUUAGUUUCAUUAUCUUCUGGAUUAAUAUCUAAAAGAUUUUGAUUUUCAUAUAUUUUAUUCUUAGUAUUUUUAGGAGGAAUAUUAGUUUUAUUUAUUUAUGUAACCUCUUUAGCUUCAAAUGAAAUAUUUUCUUUUUCAAUUAAAUUAAUAUUAACUUCAAUAAUAAUUUUUUUUAUUAUAAUAUUUAUUUUAUAUCUUUCUGACAAAAAUAUUCUAAUACAAUAUUUUAAUAUAGAAGUUAACUCAAUUACAAAUUUAAACUCCUUUAUUAUAGAAAAUUCUUUAUCCCUUAAUAAAUUAUAUAAUUAUCCAACUAAUUUAUUAACAAUUUUAUUAAUAAAUUAUUUAUUAAUUACAUUAAUUGCAAUUGUAAAAAUUACUAAUUUAUUUAAGGGACCUUUACGACCAAUAUUUAAUUAAACUAAUGAAUAAACCUUUACGACUUAAACACCCAAUUUUAAGAAUUGCAAAUAAUGCUUUAGUAGACCUUCCAGCUCCUAGAAAUAUCUCUUCAUGAUGAAAUUUUGGAUCUCUUUUAGGAUUAUGUUUAAUUAUUCAAAUCCUUACAGGAUUAUUUUUAGCCAUACAUUAUACUGCAGAUAUUAAUUUAGCUUUUAAUAGAGUUAAUCAUAUUUGUCGAGACGUAAAUUAUGGAUGAUUAUUACGAACUUUACAUGCUAAUGGUGCAAGUUUUUUCUUUAUUUGUAUUUAUUUACAUGUAGGACGAGGAAUAUAUUAUGGAUCUUAUUUAUUUACUCCAACAUGAUUAGUAGGAGUAGUAAUUCUAUUUUUAGUAAUAGGAACAGCAUUUAUAGGAUAUGUUUUACCUUGAGGACAAAUAUCUUUUUGGGGAGCUACAGUAAUUACUAAUUUAUUAUCAGCAAUUCCUUAUUUAGGAAUUGAUUUAGUACAAUGAGUAUGAGGAGGAUUUGCUGUUGAUAAUGCAACAUUAACUCGAUUCUUUACAUUUCACUUUAUUUUACCAUUUAUUGUAUUAGCAAUAACAAUAAUUCAUCUUUUAUUUUUACAUGAAACUGGAUCAAAUAACCCUAUUGGAUUAAAUUCUAAUAUUGAUAAAAUUCCUUUUCAUCCUUAUUUCACAUAUAAGGAUAUUGUUGGAUUUAUUAUUAUAACAAUAAUUUUAAUCUUAUUAGUUUUAAUUAAUCCUUAUUUAUUAGGAGAUCCAGAUAAUUUUAUUCCUGCUAACCCUUUAGUUACCCCAGUUCAUAUUCAACCAGAAUGAUAUUUUUUAUUUGCUUAUGCAAUCUUACGAUCAAUUCCUAAUAAAUUAGGAGGAGUAAUUGCUUUAGUUUUAUCAAUUGCAAUUUUAGCUAUUCUACCAUUUUAUCAUUUAAGAAAAUUCCGAGGAAUUCAAUUUUACCCAAUUAAUAAAAUUAUAUUUUGAAUUAUAGUAGUUACAGUAAUUUUAUUAACAUGAAUUGGAGCACGACCUGUUGAAACUCCAUAUGUAUUAGUAGGACAAAUUCUUACUAUUAUUUAUUUUUUAUAUUUUAUAAUUAAUCCUUUAAUUACUAAAUGAUGAGAUAAUCUAUUAAAUUA